Molecule: messenger RNA, 1911 nt
Organism: Anthostomella pinea
Lineage: Eukaryota; Fungi; Ascomycota; Sordariomycetes; Xylariales; Xylariaceae
Source: the annotation of a GenBank genome assembly
AUGGCAAAUACGUACAUGUAUUCUCCGCUCCCGCAAAAGGCUAUACGCCUUCUUCGAUUCACCUCAGACGCCGCAACCAAGUAUCUUGAGUACGAAUUGGCCGUUUUUCCACUUGCCGGGGCUCCCAAAUUCAACGCGCUUAGCUAUUUCUGGGGCGGCGAUGGCAGAUCAGUAUCUAUUCGAUGCAAUGGAUGCGAAUUGAUGAUCAACCCGGUCCUUACGGGGGCCUUGCAGGAUCUGACCGAGCUCGAUCGUGGUGGCGUCGAAUGGAUCUGGAUUGAUCAAGUUUGCAUCAAUCAGGCCAACAUCUCAGAGCGUGGAAGUCAGGUUGACAUGAUGAAGGCCAUCUACCAAACCUCCGAGAGAACGAUUAUCUGGCUGGGUGCAAAGAUCCCUGGUAUCGGAGCCGUCGGAACGCUGCUAGAGAAACUGUCGCAUCUCUACAACCGGGAUCUCGAACGGAGCGGUAAUCGGAAGCGGCGGCGUUAUACGAUUGACGAAUACAAGGCGGCAGGCCUGCCUUAUCAUGAGGAUCCAUCAUGGGAUGUCCUCGGGGAUAUUCUCUCACGCCCAUGGUUUACCAGGUCUUGGGUUAUACAAGAAGCGGUCCUCUCAAAGGUUACCCCCCAGAUGCUCUGUGGAACACAUGAGCUGUCGUGGGAAUCCAUCUUAUCUUCGGCAACAUGGCUCGCAUCGAUGUGUUACAAGUUAACUCCUCUAAACCUUCGACCAAUAACCGUAGCGGCUUUAAGGUCACUGAAACUGUUUAGCGAACUGAAUCAGUUAGGUGUGCCUUGGGACCUGACAACACUGCUCAACAAAACCAGACGAUUUGAAGCUUCAGAACCACGAGACCGCGUCUACUCCCUUAUAGGCUUGACAGAGGAAGCUGGCGAAACUUCUGUCCUGCCGACAGCGCUUCGAGCAAAUUACGACAAGCCAGUUCGGGAUGUUUUCCGCAAUAUAACGCGAUAUAUUAUCAUGUCGUCUAGAAAUCUCAGCAUUCUUACGCUGAUUCGCUAUCAUCCCGAUUGGGACACCUAUCCUUCCUGGGUUGUGGAUUUCGCUGGUGAUGUAUUAUGGGAGAGAAUAUCGUACUUUGCGUGGAGCCCUCACGCAAAGGGUUGGCGGUCGGUCAAGGAAAUAUCAAAUAACGCUGCCGGGGGCCUUCCAGUUGAUGUCCAGCACUCGUCAGACGACAUUCUUGCCGUAAAGGGUUUCCGAGUCGACGCUAUCAAUGCCGUGUGUGAGGUCAUGUCGAGCUCUGUUCUUAACUCGUUUGGUCCCCAGGCGCUGGUUGUAUUCAACGAGACGUGUCGCCGCCUUGGAGCCCGGUAUACGACAAACGAGGCACUUGCACGGGCGGUUAUGAUAACACUGUCGGCGAACUGGAACCUCACCAACCAGGAGCGGGUAGUAGAUCAGUCAACCAGCCACUUCUGGGCAUACUUGUGGGAAGCAAAUCACAGGCUGCGUAAUGAAGCAGCGCCAGACAGAGACCAGGCAGAAUUCGAAAAGGAUUGUGCCAACCGUUUAGCUAAUAUAGUGUCAGAUGUUGAGGCCGACGCAAAUAUCUACCGUCUUCAUCUGGAUACAGCGCAUUACCACAGAGUGUUCUUCACAGAAGAUCAAACGUAUAUUGGUCUUGGGCCAAGUAUCAUGCAGGAAAAUGAUAUUCUGUGUAUACUUUUUGGAGGAGCGACACCGAUGGUCCUGCGACCUGUUGGGGAUUCUUAUCUCUUUGUCGUGAGCCCCGAGCCGACAACAAGUCCCAAGCCGAGACACAUCGGCGAUGCGAGACGGCAGGCCAAACUCGAGCAUGAGGCGCGGGCAUUGAGCAAGGGUCACAUGCCGCGAACGUCAUCAUGGGACACGUCAGCAAUGAGUGCCGGGAUGUGGCGCAGGGGCUGA